CGGUAGGAGCAGCUUCGCCGCGGAGCUGGCGGAGGCGGCGCGGAUGGUGAGAGGAGCCGCCCGGCAGCGCCUGCCCCGCACUGGCCCGGCCUCCAGAACAACAGGCCUGGUGGAGAAGCCUUCUCGCAAACGGAAAUCCAGAGAAAGCCAGCUAUUGUAAUAUUGGUCUUUGCUGGAAACUGCUGGAAUUCUACUGAAAAUCAAUUUCCCAACUAAAUAUGGGAAGCCUUCCUCCCUUCCCUCACCGAGACAACUAACUUGGUUAAGCUGUAACUGUAGAGACAUGUGAAGAUAAUGACACCCUGUUCAUGUUCCCAACACCUCACGUGAAAGGACUGAAUUUGCCCUACAAGAAAUCAUGUCAUCUGGAGGAGCUGAAGAUGAUAUUCCUCAGGGGGAGAGGAAAACAGUCACCGAUUUUUGUUACCUACUGGAUAAAUCUAAACAGCUCUUCAAUGGCUUAAGAGAUUUGCCUCAGUAUGGGCAGAAGCAGUGGCAGUCCUAUUUUGGGCGAACCUUUGAUGUUUACACUAAACUCUGGAAAUUUCAACAGCAGCAUAGACAAGUACUGGACAAUCGAUAUGGAUUGAAGCGGUGGCAGAUUGGGGAAAUUGCCUCCAAGAUUGGGCAGCUCUACUACCAUUAUUACCUGCGGACAUCUGAAACCAGCUAUCUGAAUGAAGCCUUCUCCUUUUAUUCAGCAAUUCGACAGAGAUCAUAUUACUCCCAAGUCAAUAAAGAGGACAGGCCUGAACUGGUGGUUAAGAAGCUGCGUUAUUAUGCAAGGUUUAUAGUGGUUUGUCUUUUGCUCAACAAAAUGGAUGUUGUGAAGGACCUCGUAAAGGAAUUAUCUGAUGAAAUUGAAGAUUACACUCACCGCUUUAACACUGAGGACCAGGUGGAGUGGAACCUGGUUCUUCAAGAAGUGGCGGCUUUUGUUGAGGCAGAUCCUGUGAUGGUUUUAAAUGAUGACAAUACCAUCGUAAUCACCUCCAACCGACUGUCUGAAACAGGGGCCCCGUUGCUGGAGCAGGGAAUGAUCGUGGGACAGCUCACUCUUGCAGAUGCAUUAAUUAUUGGGAAUUGCAAUAACCAGGUAAAGUUCAGUGAAUUAACGGUUGACAUGUUCCGAAUGUUGCAAGCACUGGAAAGGGAACCAAUGAACUUGGCUUCACAAAUGAACAAACCUGGAAUGCAGGAGUCGACUGAGAAACCUGCUAGGCGGGAAAAUCCCCAUAAGUACUUGCUGUAUAAACCUACCUUCAGCCAGCUGUAUACGUUCUUAGCAGCAGCGUUUAAGGAGCUGCCUGCGAACAGUGUGCUGCUGAUCUACUUGUCGGCCACUGGCGUGUUUCCCUCAGGUCGUUCGGAUAGUGAAGGUCCAUAUGAUUUUGGUGGGGUCCUUACGAACAGUAACCGGGACAUUAUAAAUGGCGAUGCUGUCCACAAACGGAACCAAUCUUACAAGGAGAUGCACUGCCUUCACCCUGGUGAUCUCUACCCUUUCACAAGAAAGCCCCUAUUUAUCAUUGUGGACUCCUCAAACAGCGUUGCCUAUAAGAAUUUCACAAACUUAUUUGGACAGCCACUGGUGUGCUUGCUUUCUCCAACAGCGUAUCCAAAAGCACUACAAGAUCAGUCUCAGCGGGGUAGCCUCUUCACCCUCUUUCUGAACAAUCCUUUAAUGGCAUUCCUAUUUGUCUCUGGAUUAUCAAGCAUGCGCAGAGGAUUGUGGGAGAAGUGUCAAGAUUACCUUAGAAAAAUCAACCGGGAUAUCGCCCAGCUGCUGACCCAUUCUCGCUCCAUAGAUCAGGCCUUUCUUCAGUUUUUUGGGGAUGAAUUUCUUCGCUUACUUCUAACAAGAUUCGUCUUCUGCUCAGCCACCAUGAGGAUGCACAAAAUUUUCCGGCAGGAAACUCGAAAUUACCCUGAAACUUAUCCCCAACUGCCAAGAGAUGAAACCGUGGAGAACCCUCAUCUCCAAAAACACAUUCUGGAGCUGGCUUCCAUCCUGGAUGUUAGAAAUGUGUUCCUGGAAAACACCAUUGAUGACUAUUAAAAGAAAUACUUUUACUGCAAUAGGGUUUCCCUAGCCACAGACUUUGAAUGGUGCAGUUUUCUAAUGUGAAAAUCCACAAAAGGAGUUACUUGAUUUUAUUUUAAAAUUUAGGAUUUUUUUUUUUUUUAAAUAGCUGUUAGCCCAGCUGCCCCAUUCUGUAUGGGGUCAAUUUUAUAAACAAAUCUUUUCACAUCUUUUAAAUGUUAAACUAAGGAAUCCCUGGAGUUUUGUUUUUUGUUUUUGUGGUUGAAAGCAACCACAUCUGAAUCCUAAGCAUAAAAGUAGUAUUGGUCAAUUUUAGCCCGCUUUAUGGAAAUCCUUUAUUUUUAUACAGUUUUAAAAAAUUGGAAGCAAAAACCCAAUAGAAUACCAAUACUUUAUCUCCAAAGAGUUUGGAUUUGAAAUGGUAAAGCUGGAAACACAUAAUGCAAACCGGCAAGAGCAAUAAAAGAAACAGCCCUUCAUAACAAAUAUAUAUAUUUUUUUCAACCUUAGGUGAGUAAUUAGACAAACUUGUGCUAGAACAAAUGGCAGUUGGAUCAGUGGGUUUGGAGUGAUGCUACAGAUGGAUCUCCUAACAUCUAGUGUUCCAUGUAAAUUAGUAAUUUAAAUCUUCUACUGAGCAGCACUGCUGACCAAGAACACAAGUCCCCUCCUGCCUGCUUGGGUGUAGAUGGCAAGCUGGUGGCAUAUAUUACAAAAUUAAUAACGCUGGCCCCAUUUCCUCAGUAUAGUACAGUCUGCCCACCUCCAUAUCUUGGGUCAGAGCCACCACCCUUCUGCCUGAGGAUGCUGGUCCAUAAUUCCUCUUGAGUUAGUUAAUAGAGCUGCUUAAUCACCGCAGGGGGUGGAGGGUGUCUCCCUUCUUACCUUGUUGAGUGAAUGAAGUGAGUGGCUUCCACAAUAUUCUCAGCCCUUGGUGAGUCUGUCCAGAAAUCAAACCAGUCUCCCGUAGUAGUACUGAGUUCCAGCCCUUCCCAACAGAGAAACACCUGGCAGGACACCUCUUGGUGCUGCUGCUGUUGCCUGCUUUAACAAUGGGAUAAUCUUUCAUGGGAUCCUUAUGACCCUAGAACUGCUUUUUUCUUAUGUUAUAAUGAUUGAUAAGUGCUGCCACAGAACACCACAGCCCUUCAUGCGCAUGGUGAGGGCCCAUUGCUCCACCCCACUCCCUACCUGUCUGCUCUGAGUCCUGCUCUGACAGCAUUUUUCAAAUGAGCCAAAGGCAGGCUGAGCAGAGGGAAGGUGUGCGAGGCACAUAGUCACCAACAAACCCCAAAACACAGUUAGUGGGGAUUGGUUCAUAGGUAUAUCAGCUUCUGCUGUGCCCCUUUAAUUGCACAAUAAUUCCACCCAGACCUAGACAACAUCCAGCAGGGCUCUAUAAAGUCUGCAUCAAGGAUCUGUACGAAAGCUACGGUAGAGAAGGUGCUUGCUGGAGAAGUAGGAGGGUAAAGCUACCAAGGCAAUGCCCUCCUAGCUUCAGAACAAGCUCCAGGAGCUCUUGCACCCCUUGACAGAAAGGAGGCAUGGAGGGGGGGAGGGGGGAAGCACUGGAACAGUAGAAGGAUUUUGGCUUCUACAAAGCAAAUGUUCUAAAGACCUAAGCUAAUAGCCUGUAGACACUCAGCUUUGAGACUGGCUCCACUUCAGUUACUGGCAGUAAAAAAGCCAGCUUGUCCCAAAGCCAAGACUGAAGCACAACAAAUUUUUGUAGGCUCCAGUGUUUGGUUUUUAAAUAUAUGUAAAAUGAAUAAUGGGCUUUUAACUGAAAAUACUCAUUCUACCAAGAAGGCGUUCACUUUAAAUCCAGUGAAAGGCAAGUCUAUGGAGAUAUGGAUGGUAAUUUUUGUAUCUGAAAUUGCACAACAGAUUGUCAAAUGGCCUGAAAUGACAGGUCUAGAAAUAGUGGUAGCAAAGCAAACUGUGGUCAUCUUGUUUGUGUGAAUAUAAGGUGUAUGGUGCUGGAAAGGCUGUCUUUUGGCUUUUUGUUCUGCAUGGCUGUAUUGCUGUCUGAAGUGAAGGCCAGUGAGGUGCUCCCUGUACUGUAAUGCUGAAACCUCCAAUAGAGCAAGGACACCAUGCUGGACUCUGUUGUGUCCUUAGAGAACGUAGUGCAUGGUACCAAUGUGGAAUAUUUCAAGCUGUUCCAUGAAAGCUGUUUUGUUCUGCGUUCAUUGCCCCAAUGCUGGAAAAUGGGGAGGAGUUUGAGUAGCCCUUUAAUUUUGAGGUCUAGUCCAAUGUUUCAAUUUUUAAAAUGAGUUUGGUAGCUUACUUACCUUGGUGCCUACUUCAGUGGGCCUUUUCAGAAUCUCACAGUGAUGUGACCAUCUUCUUAAGACAGACUGGACUAGCCAGGGCCUGAGGGUGCUCCAGGUCAGGACUGAUGCCCAUCACCACUGCGGUAGGAGAAUCCAGUGCAGAACAGCGUGGGUGUUAGAGUAGGUGGCAUGAGUGGCGCUUCCAAAGCACUCGCUAGCACUGUGCUGGGCUGUAGCCAAGUCCUUCACUCCCAUGGGCACUAAAAAUCAAUGGAACAUUAUGAGAAGAAUUAUUUCUUUGAGCAGUUGGGGAUGCAGUUCUCGUCUGUGGAGCUGUAUAGCUUUGAUCAACCUUCUUUAGCUGAGAUUGAAUUUAUUUUAAAAUAUGUAUAUACUCGGUGUUUGUGUGUUCAUGUACAGUACACACCCACCUACCUGUUGGGUGUGCUUGUAAAUAUGUAUAGCUAUUUGUAUAUAGGAAGGUCUUGAGAUAAGAUAUGUAUAUAUAAAAAUUAUAGAUACACACGGACACCAGUUGGAUUGCAUUCCAUGAGGGUGUUUUAGAAGCAUUAUUCAAGAUGCUGUAGCUGUUAAGUUUGUGGUUGCAUUACCAUUGUAAUCCUCUAUUUUCAGGGGCUUAUGUUCGAUAAAUGAAAUAAUUUGGGGCUAAAACUAUGUGCAGCAGGCCUCAUCCAGUGAGUGUUUGCAUUAAAGUUUAGGUUUUUUCUUUUGUCAUCACUUUCAUGGAGCAUCCUUUGUAUGCAGACACAUUGGGGAAGCCAUGUAGGAAUAUGGAAAUCUCUGUAGUGGGUAUGGUGUAAUUUACCUCCAUUGGUGGCAUCCCUCUUGCCUUGUACUCCUCUGCUAUCUGGGCUUUAGAACAUCUAGCCAAGGUUACUAUUGUUGCCUUUUUUCCCUUGGUGUCUCAGAUUAACAGCAACAAACAGGGCUGCGGAGCUUCUUAUGAAUUCAGUAAUUUCUAACCCCUCUCCAAGUAUCAAAAGGUGCCACCACUUUGCUGCUUGUGCAUUAGACUCUGACAAAAAUGAAGGUGCAUUAACACCUGUGAAGAAUGGAGUUGGACUCUGGAAAAGUCUCAAACAGUUUUUGUCCUGAUGGAUUUCAAAUAAUAAUCUUCAGCAAAUAGCGCUGAAGUAAUGGCUACUAGGAAACCCUUUCAGGGAGAGAAAAUGAGGACAUUUCUCUCUUAAGAUUCAAAGGGAGCAUAUAGGAAUGGGAAUUCAGGUUUCAGCAGGGGCACUUAUUAGUCUUUGGAAAUCUUAAAAUUUUAGCAGUUCUGUAAAAACUGACCCUUUGAGGAUGGGAGGAGACACUAAUACCUGUGUGUGAAUCUAUGGCUGCUCUUUGUACUGUGAGGGAGCAUACAUAGAAGCCCAAAUUCCAUACAAUGUUGUAGAUAUUGGAGAGUGGAGAAGGCUUCAUGCUGAUUGAUCGGGCUUGAUUCCUUUAUCUUUUCAUUAGCAUCAGAACCAUAUCCAGACUUGUACAUAAACCUUUGAACCAAACUCCUUCCUGGAAGUUAAAAACUUGUGACUCUCUGAAUAGCCCUUCUGUCUUAACACUUUUCUUAAACAGGCUUUGUCUACACUAGACUUUCUCACCAUUACAGCUCAGUAAUGGUAGCAGUGGUAUACUAGAAGCCUUAAUAUAGAGCUGGCAGGACUAGGCAACAUACACCUCUACCCCUAUAUAACGCUGUCCUUGGGAGCCAAAAAAUCUUACCGCAUUAUAGGUGAAACCACGUUGUAUUCAACUUGCUUUGAAUGCAAGAGUGCGCAGCCCCCCCCAAUCCCCCCGGAGCGCUGCUUUGCUGCGUUAUAUCCGAAUUUGUUUAUAGCGGGUCGCGUUACCUCAGGGUAGAGGUGUAGCAGUUAAUACAUUACAAUUGAUCCAUACUAGGGCUCUCACCAAUGCUACAACUGGUAGAGCUGCACCAAUAAGAACCAUGGUAAUCUUAUGGGAAAAGUCUAGUCCAGAUCAUGCCAUCAAACGCUGUGUAAUUGGACUGUGGUACCGUCUGGGUCUGUGUUUGAGGAUGCUGGUGUGGAAGAUUGGAGAAUCGCUAUAAUGGGGGCCAUGCAAGUAAGUCUAUUGCCAUUGCUCUUCAGACCCUUCAUCGUAAAAAGACCCUUUCUUGUUAUUUUGUAACUUUUUUUCCCCCCCCUUCUCCACCCUGGAUGAAGAGAGCUGAGGAUUUCUGAGUUAUUGAGUGGUCUUUCAGAAGAUCAAAGGAAUGAAUUUCCAUUCCUUCUCAGUUUUUCUGCCAACCAGCUGUUGUCCUGAAGGUGCAUUGCUCAUAGAUCCCAGUUUCACCUCCUUCUUUUGAGACUUGAGCCACAGACUUCAAAUACUGCUGACUUGUUCAGUUUAGAUACUGGAGCAGUUUUCAGAUCUUAUUCAGAGGUCAUUCCUCUGCACGUAUUCCUGCAGGGCUAACAAAGCCUGCCAUAUGAGCUGAAGCUGCAGAAACUCUGUUUUGAAUUUUCUAUUCAGACUGUUCCCUAAUAAUUAGCUUACAAGAAGGAACCCCCUGGACUCUGUUACUACCACUUCUCAGUAGCAGUGCUGAGCUGACUUGCUGGAGCAUGGCAUUGCCUAGCAGUACUUUACUUUUAAAAAAGCACAAGGUGCCACUAUCUUCUCCUGCUCCUCCCCUAGGAUCAGCAAGUAGUACAAGGAAAAUGGGGAUGGGAAUCCAGAAAGAUGAACUCCACCUCAGGCAGCCCAUCCACGCAGGAAAUGGGAGCUGUCUGCCUUUGUCUGGGAAUCAGAAUAUUUAUUGAUAAAAGUAAUUUUAUAUUGAAUUGGUUCAAAAUUAUUUUACAGCCAGGUGCCUGUAUAUCCUAUUUUGGUAAAAACAAACAAACAAACCUAUUUUACUUAAAUAUAUAAAGAGAGAAUUUUUUUGGAGCAAAUAAACUUUUCUUGCAAGGUAUCUGUAACUCACCAAAGCAAUGUAAUUCCAGAAAAUAUUCUAUUGUCUUUGGAAGGAAAGGAAUAUAUUAUGACAUAUAUGUAUAUUAGAUAUUAUGACAUAUAUAUGACGACUGGACAUUUCAGGAAGAAGUUACUGUUUCUAAGAGUAAAGUGAGAAUUGAAGUUACUUCAUUUAAAAAAAUUCAGUUUCCACCUUGAUUUUUAUUAGUAAUUCGAAUAACCCCAAGGCCUGCUUAUUGCUGCCAUUGUCAGUUCUAAGCCUCUUUCAGUGCCAGUUUGCAGAUUUCUUGCAUGCUUUUGCUUCUGCCAGCUGGCCCUUGAUGAACCAGUGGCUCUCCAGAUUUUUCUCUUGGUUUAGCUAUACACAAACCUGUCUCAUAGUUGUGGUGACUAGACAAUUUUAAGAGAAUCAAGAGUCCUAAGGAGAUGUUUGGAUAAUACAGGUGGAAGGCAUAUUUAAAUUUCCAUAAAUGGAACUGCAUGCAACCAAAAUGUCUAUACCACCCAACUUAAAUGGGACGAUCUGCUCUAGUUUACAUGAUACAAGCCAAGCUUUUAAUCAGACAGCAGCAGCAGCGUUUUAGGUCAGGAAGGGAUAUGAAUAUGUAGAUCAUGAUAUAUUCAGACUCAAUAAUGCCAUCUUAGCUAGAUGGAAUCCUUACUGUAAUUCAAGUGAGUAAACAUUUACUCUAGAUUACAAUCCUAAGGAACGCUGAAGUCAACCAUGUGUGGAACAAGCAUGUCUGCACUUAGCAUCUGACAUUUUUUUCCCAUGGAGACAAAUGAUUUAUGUAAUUUUUUUUAUAGCUUUGUAUUGUUACUAGAAAGUAACAUGCUUGUUUUUUAACAUGUAUUGUUUGGAGGUCAUAACUUGCUGCCUUAGUGGUAUGAAAGGAAUUUUAAUAAACUGUGGCCAAUGCUUAUAUGUAACUAAAAUGUUGUUGAACUGUGAUGCCAUUUGUAGGGAAUAUACCGUUGUAUUUCUAAUAGGCGCUCUCUUCUGAAGAGAUGGAAGCACAAGAGUUUUACAUGUACUUAUCCUGUUCCAAGUGCUGCUAGUCAAUAGUGCAUGUGAUGAUGCUGUUGGGUAACAAACCUCUGUAAUGGUUCACAAAGCCUGUUUCCCUUUGUUACAUAACCAUUUGUCUUGUUGCCAGUUUAUCUGUCUGUUAUGACUUGAGGUUAAACAAACAAACAAAAAAACUAAAGAGAAAAUAGUCCUGGUCUGACUGGUGUAGUGAGAAACCUUUCUGGUGUGGAGGGAAUCUGAGGUCAUUUUGGUUUUACAAUGUUAGGACAUUUUCCUGCAAAAUGCUAUCAAGAUAAUGUUACACACAAACACCGGUUCAUAUGGUUGAUGUGGAAACCUGAUGUCUGUCUUGUGCAAUACUUAUAAGCUGUUGUCUGUGUUUAAUGCAUCUGAAUUGCUUACACCAUAAUAUCUCAGCCAUGGAUGUUUUCUCAUGUUUCAUCCCAUCUGAUAAAUCUCUUCCCAGCUUUAGUCUGUUGAUACUGAUGAUACUUCAUGCUGUAGUUUGUGCAAAACUGUGAGAGAUUAUGUGGGUUUCAAUGGCAAAUAUCCCAACAAGAUGGUAAUGGUGGGUUUAGGACUGCCUAAUGGCCAGUGGCGACUUGCUCCUCAAAAGCAUAGUCUGUGUAUGUGCCAUUCUUUUGCUUGCUGCUGCUGCUGCUGGGAAGACUUAUUCCACUAAACAGACUUUCCAACUUAACACUGUGAUUCUGCACAGAGCUGAUACAGCAUCAAGGGAACGAAAUACUGUAACAAUGUUUGUUGCAUUGAAUGACAAUAUGAAAAGUGGUUUUUUUGCUGUUAGUGUGUUGAUGACAUUUUCACAUUGGUAAAUGUUCUCUCAGAAUGUGACUACAUUCAUCAGUUGUGAACUAUUGUACAUGAAUUUUGUAUCUGAAAUCCACUCAAAUUAUGUGUAUUACCAAUAUAAAAUAAACAUAUUUGCUUAAAA
This is a messenger RNA of Chrysemys picta bellii (western painted turtle), 9260 nucleotides long. RefSeq names its product suppressor of cancer cell invasion (gene SCAI). Gene Ontology annotation, molecular function: transcription corepressor activity. The record is from RefSeq and is a predicted model, not a curated record. Gene Ontology annotation, cellular component: nucleus. Gene Ontology annotation, biological process: DNA-templated transcription. Lineage: Eukaryota; Metazoa; Chordata; Testudines; Emydidae.